CUGCUAUCGCUUUCACAAGUUCCGCAUAUUACCAAACCCCCCAAUUGUCCAAUUCCCAUAUCAGUCCGUCUCCCCGGCUCCGUCGCCUUCUGGCCCUCUUGCCCUGUACCCUUUGUCUACUACUCCCUGCCUCGCUUCUCGACACCGGCCUGCCCCUCCGACAUCAUCGCCACAGCCUUUCCUUCCGAGCCCACCGUUGGUUACCUGCUCCUUCUAUAACCAGCACGUAUAACUACCUGUCUUCCCAUCAGCCUACUCUUCCAAACAACUCAAUUCAACUUAACACAACUCAACUCAACUUGCCCCACCCACAGCAUUCUCCUGCACACACUACUACUGUUCGCGCACACAUACAUUCUGUACAAACACAACAGCAAUUGCCCUUCGCCAUGACAGAGAUCCAGCAGCAGCCCCAUGUUGACUGGGCUGGCGAUGCCUUCACUGCGCUUCAUGCACCAGGCAUGAGCAAUCAACACCAUGACAAGUGGUCCACGGCCUUCAGCAACACUGCCACAAUGUCCACACAAGCAUUCUCCAUUCCUCCUUCCCUCCUCACCCACGCUGCCCUGGAGCAAUAUGGCCAGGUCACUCCACCCGAGGAAUUCUCUCCCACUCACCCUCUUCGCGAUGACCGCGAAAGUUCCAUCCCUGUUGAGCAGCUUCGCAAUGAGACGACACCUUGGCCCAAAAAGGAACCUACCUCACUGCAAAUGACCCCGCCAGAGGAGCCUUCACCCAAGCGACGCCGCACCAGCAGGCAGACGCUUACCAAUCAGGAUGCUGCAAUGCUGCCAAGUGCACCUGUACCACCUCAGCAGGAAACCGUUGAAGCCAACCCGCAGCCACCCAAGCGCAAGCGGGGUAGGCCCAAGUCUCAGCCCCAGAUGGUCGAGGCCUACACCGCCGAUGGCUAUCCCUUUCAAGUCUCAUCGGCUCGCCAGAAUCAUCUCGAGAAGAACCGCGUCGCCGCACACAAGUGCAGGCAGCGCAAAAAGGAGUACAUCAAUAGUCUCGAAGGCCGAGCCCGAGAAUUCUCCGCAAAGAACAAGAUGCUCAAGGAAAACGUUGCCCUGCUCCGCGAAGAGGUCCUCAGUCUCAAGAACGAAGUCUUACGUCACGCUGGCUGUGGCUUCUGGGCCGUUGACGAAUACCUCGCCCGAUGUGCUGGUGGCCUUCUUGGUAUGGAAGUUCCUGCGUCAGAGAUGCGCCAUUCAAUAUCACAUCGCAAGAGCUCCCGCCAAAGCCCCGCUAUCCCCAUCUCCCACCUCACUGGCCAACAUGCCCGCGAGCAUAGUAUGGUCUCCAUGACUUCAACAGAUACCGACGAUCUCGGUGGGCUCGAGCUCCUCAAGGACUUUACCGACGAGGACAUGGAUGAUAUGGGAAUGUAGAAAGUCGGCCGAGCUGCCCUUGCUAUCAAGAUCCUUCUACUUCUGGCGCAUACCGUUGCGUGCGCUUUGGACCCGCUUUCUGGUACGCGAGCACGUCAGCGAUUGCCGCCGCCUCUACUUCUCCUUCCAUAAUUCUUACGAUACCCUGGGUUUUUGCCGUGCUUUGAGCAAUCAAAAAAGCUGUAUUAUUUUCUUGACUUUGUUAAUCCUUCUACAUAUGCCCGCAUGACGGACCACAGCUGGAGACUCCGGCGGGCAGCACCGAUGACUGAUGAACUGGCGUUUGAGCCAUGGCUGCGAACAAGGCGUUUGACUAAUGCAUGUCCGACUGUAUGAUUAGCAUACAUACAUACACACAACCAAAAAAGAGCUAUUGAUGGCGGUCAUCGCUCCUUUCUUUAGAUAGUCACAAUGGCAUACAUGCUACACGCACAUAUACAUACACUUACAU
Molecule: messenger RNA, 1842 nt
Organism: Bipolaris sorokiniana ND90Pr
Lineage: Eukaryota; Fungi; Ascomycota; Dothideomycetes; Pleosporales; Pleosporaceae
Exons: 1
Coding region: 390-1391 (333 amino acids)
Biological process (GO): regulation of transcription by RNA polymerase II
Molecular function (GO): DNA-binding transcription factor activity, RNA polymerase II-specific; RNA polymerase II cis-regulatory region sequence-specific DNA binding
Source: RefSeq, a predicted model, not a curated record